This is a messenger RNA of Aspergillus costaricaensis CBS 115574, 1128 nucleotides long. RefSeq lists its product as uncharacterized. The record is from RefSeq and is a predicted model, not a curated record. NCBI's taxonomy places the organism in Eukaryota, Fungi, Ascomycota, Eurotiomycetes, Eurotiales, Aspergillaceae. The transcript is spliced from 2 exons. The coding region runs from base 1 to 1128 and encodes 375 amino acids.
AUGUUAUCGCCUGUUCACAGAGCACUCUGGAACAAAGAAGGCGCUAUUAUAUCCAUCAUUGACACACAUAAGCUUGAUACCGACGUAUAUCCCGCGAUCAAGCUAUUCAGGGAACAAAAUCUGCGUAUCCGAGGCUACGACGGUAGAGGCGAGUUCUUGCUCGCAGAUGAGCAUGCUGAGAUUGGGCAUUUUCUACAGCUUGAUAAACUUGCAUCUCAUAAAUACAACAGAAAGCAGUUGCAUGGCGAGCUAGCUAGAGAUGCCGGCAAACUUGACCACACGUCGGGAUAUGCAAUAGGAAAAUUUCUUAACUCUAUUAAUCUCCCAUUCGAGUUCAGCAGGGAGGUGAGCGGGGGCUUAUUCCACUCCUGGAGACUGAAGAGGCAAGGAACUUGGGAGUCCUUUCAUGAGGGAGUAUGUGCUGGCUACAAUCGCUCUAUACCAUCUACCAGUGUCAGCGAAGUCGGACGUCCAGAAUCCAUUGUUCAUGAUAUAUCGGAUGACGACUCAGUCACCGAGUGUGGAUCUAUUGCAGAAGACGAGAAAAUGAGUGAUAGCGAAUCUGAAGAUAUCGGUGCUAGCUCACCCUGCAUGGGGCGCGAGUUAGCCACACAUACCUCAGAACGAAAACCCCUUUCCACUCCUGACUGGUUCUUCAUGAGAAAUACAGAUGAUGAACUGAUAACAUACGAAGAUGGAGAAGAAGGAGCCACUGGACGGCAAAUCAACCUAUUUUCCGAACAAAAUCCUGACCGAUCGGCUGAGCUGAUUACCGAUUGGCCUGAAGAAGACACUCAAGUACUGUCAUCCUUGAACUUGAACAUAUCUCAGACUCGCAUCCCUACCAUCGAGAUGUUCGACCCCAAAACUGGCGGAUGGGUCCAAGAACAAGCGAGACUCGCGCAGAAAAUGGAAGAGGACGACUGUCAAUCUUAUAUGCAGCCACCAUCCAGCAAUGAUACUCAGGAAAUGAGGAGUAUAUCCGUGGAAGGCGAAAGCGACAUUAUGCAUGAUAUCGAGACUAGAUAUUCAAUUCUGAGCAUGUCCCGUGAAUUGUCAGAGGAUGUUCUGCCCCACAUUCGGUUUGCGAGAGAUCGAGAACGUCGAAGACGCUGGCUUCUUCAGUAG